CUCUCUCCUUUUUUGAAGAGAAAAAAAAAACCCUAGAAGAAAAGAAACAAACAACCCUCGACUUGCCCGGGAACACUCGCCUGGAAACUCAACCCGCAAACACAUGGGGACGAGAGGCUCUGCCAAUCAGGGAACCUUGAGCAGCAGAGCGCGAGAGCUGCGAAUGCCCGGCUGGACGCGGCCUUAACAAAAAGGGGGCUCUUCCUGCAUGUGCAAAACCGGCGGACCAUGGCCGCAGCCGGCGACCAUGACGCCCGGGCAUUGCUCAUCCCCGGCCACUGUGAUGUCCGCGGAUACGGCGCCGUGACGGACGUCCAGGGCGGCUCGGGAGGUAUGGGCACUGCUGAGGACAGCGAGCCCGAUGUUCAGGACGGAGUGAGGCGCAUCGAGGCCGUCGCCCGGACAUGGUCGAGAUGGGGGCUGAUGGUCGCCUACAUGAGCAUCUUCCUUAUGGCUUUCACCAUCUCGCUGGAGGGCCAGGUCACAUACUCCCUUGCCGCGUUUGCGGUCAGCUCGUUCAACAAUCAUUCCCUGCUGUCGACCGUCUAUGUCGUUCAGGGGGUUGUCAACGCCGUCAUCAAACCGCCCAUGGCGAAGCUUGCAGACGUGUUCGGCCGCCUCGAGGCCUUCUGCAUGUCCAUCGUCCUCUGCGUGCUGGGCUACAUCCAGAUGGCCGCCUCUCAGAACGUCCAGACCUACGCUUCCGCCCAGAUCUUGUACUCGGCCGGCUCGACGGGGCUCCAGAUCUUACAGCAAGUUUUCAUCGCCGACACCAGCGACUUCUUGAACCGCGCCCUCCUUUCCAGCCUGCCCGACAGCCCCUUUCUCGUCACCGUGUGGAUCGGUCCCGCCAUCGCCGCCGCCAUCCUGGCCCACUCGACCUGGCGCGUGGGCUACGCCAUCUGGGCCGUCAUCCUUCCCGUCGCCUUCCUCCCGCUCGCUCUCAGCCUAUUUCUGAACGUGCGGAAAGCCGAGCGGAUGGGUCUGCUUAGCAAGAAGCAGCCCCGGGCUGCCGCCGCCGCCGCCGACGGCGAGACCCCACGAGCCGCCGCGAAACGGCUCUUUCGCGACCUUGACGUGGGCGGGACGCUCCUCCUCUCCGGCGGCCUCUCCCUCAUCCUCAUCCCGCUGACGCUAAUCUCGCGCUCGCCCUCCGGAUGGCACGACCCUAAGCUCCUCCUCAUGAUCCUGACGGGCAUCGUCCUCCUCGUACUCUUCCCUUUCUGGGAAGCCCGCGCUCCGCACCCGCUGCUCCCGCUCCAGCUCCUCAGAUCCCGCACCUUCUGCGCCGGCUGCGCCCUCGGCUUCUUCUAUUUCGCCGUCUUUUACAUCGCGGUGCAGCCCUACUUCUACUCGUACCUCCUCGUGGCCCUCAACCUGCCCGUCUCACAGGCGGGGCCCAUCACCCAGACCUUUUCCUUCGCCUCGACGAUCGCCGCACUGGUCGCCUCCCUCCUCAUCCGCCGCAUGUCGGUCCCGCGACCGCGCCCCUUCAUCCUUGCCGGCGCCGCCGUCUACACCGUCGCCAUCACUGUCCUCCUCCACACCCGCACCCGCGCGGCAUCCGUCAUCUCGCUCUUCGCCGCACAGACCGGCCUCGGCGCCGGAGCGGGACUGAUGCACGUCGCCACCCAGUUGGUCGUGCAAAGGGCCGCCACCGACGUGGCUGCCGGGCCCGAGGCGGCCCACGGCCACCCUCACCACCGCCGUCACGGACACGCGCCACAGCAGCGGCAUGUCGGCGUCGCCACGGCCGCCUUCUUGACGCUGGUCCAGGUUGGCGCCGCCGUCGGCGCUGCCGUCUCGGGCGCCGUCUGGGGCCGCCUGGUCCCGGGCAAGCUGCACGCCUACCUACCCGAGGAGGCCAAGGGGGAGGCGAAGCGGAUCUACUCGAGCGUCGUCGUCGCCUGCAGCUACGCGUGGGGCAGCCCGGAGAGGGAGGCCAUCGCGCGAUCGUACCAGGAGACCAUCACGGUGCUGUUGUGGGUGGCGCUGGUGGUGUGUGGGCCGGUGCUGGCGAUGGCGAGCCUGGUGCGCGAUCUGAGGUUGGAUGAUGACGCUCUAAAGGAUGAGGGGAUUUGCGAGGCGGACGGCCAGAGGACGCUGAGCCAGGUAUCGGGGAUCGGGAGGUAAAAGGGAGGAAAGGGGAGGAAAGGGGAGGAAAGGGGGAAAGAAGGGCGGACAACGGGGGGUUGAGCCCCGUUUAUUUUUGUGUUUUUGUGAGCAUA
This is a messenger RNA of Thermothelomyces thermophilus ATCC 42464, 2228 nucleotides long. RefSeq lists its product as uncharacterized. Gene Ontology annotation, biological process: siderophore transmembrane transport. The transcript is spliced from 3 exons. Lineage: Eukaryota; Fungi; Ascomycota; Sordariomycetes; Sordariales; Chaetomiaceae. The record is from RefSeq and is a predicted model, not a curated record. The coding region runs from base 229 to 2133 and encodes 634 amino acids. Gene Ontology annotation, molecular function: siderophore-iron transmembrane transporter activity.